UCCGACAAACCCUUUCCUGAGACUAUUUCCACUCUUCUCUUUCAAUCUGCGAUUCCAGAGAUGGAGAAGACCGACUUCGUUCGACGGGGAAUCAAGCGCGUCUACCAGAGGCCGAACUCCUCUUACCAUGCCACGGCGCCUUCCCAUCUCCGAGUCUGCUACUAUUGGCGGGCGGGAAGGUGCGAUCGCCACCCGUGCCGCUUUUUGCAUGGCGAGUUGGCCGACGCACCGACCCCUGUGGCUGCCGCAAUCAUGAAGCGGUGGCUGGCGCCGACCUACCCUAACACCUCUGGCCUUCCUUCCGUGUUGGGGAAGCGCCGCGACGCCAGCCCACCCGUCGUCGCAAAGAAGAACGACCAUGCCGCCGACGCACCAACUCCUCUGGAUGCCACAAUCAAGAAGCUGCGCCCCGCAUCGACCAGACCUAACACCUCCGACCAUCCCUCCGAGUUGGGGAAGUGUUGCGAUGCCAGCCCACCCGUUGUCGAAAAGAAGAACGACAAUGCCGCCGACGCACUACCUCCUGUGGCUGCCACAAUCAAGAAGCGGCGGCUGGCGUGGACCAACCCUAACACCUCUGACCCUCCCGCCGAGUUGGAGAAGCCUCGGGACGCCAGCCCACCCAUCGGAAAGGCCAACGACAACAAGAUUCGCGGCCAGUUCUUCGCCGGGAACUCUACUUGCGGAGGAGUAUUCUCCCAUCUCGCUUCUCUCCGAGGGCACAAAAACGCCGUCUCAGGAGUCACACUUCCAGAUGACUCAGACACGUUGUUCUCUGGAGGAAAGGACGAAAGGUUAAGGAUUUGGGAUUGCCAUACUGGUCAGCUCCUUGCUAGCUUCAAAAUGGGAGGGGAAGUGGGUUCUCUGAUAAGUGAAGUACCCUGGAUAUUUGUAGGAGUUCCAAAUUCUAUCAAGGUCUGGAACACUAAAAUGGGAACUCAGACUUGUCUUGAUGGACCAAAUGGACAGGUCCAUUCUUUGGCUGCUGCCAACGGAUUGCUAUUUGCUGGUGUUCAGGAUGGAAGUAUACUAACAUGGAAAAUUGAUUCAGAAAAUAACUCUCUGGAGCUAGCAGCCUCCCUUGUUGCUCAUAAACUUACAGUAACCUCAUUUAUGGUGGGCGACAUGCUUUACUCUGCCUCCAUGGACCACACUAUCAAAGUGUGGAACCUUAAUACCUUGGAAUGUGUACAGACAGUCAUUGAACAUAAGUUGGCAGUCUUGUCGUUGCUACGUUAUGAUAAAUUUUUGAUUUCAUGUUCCUUGGACAACACAAUAAAAAUUUGGACAACUGCCAAAGGUGGAAAUCUAAAAAUGGUAUAUUCCCACCAAGAAGACCAUGGUCCUGUUUGUUUACGUGGGAUUCAGGGGACACCCAUCCUACUAUCCUCUUGUAGUGACAACUCAUUCCGCAUCUAUGAACUGCCAUCAUUCAUUGAUAGAGGUUAUAUUGGUUGCAAAGAAGAAAUUGACAGUAUUCAAGUUUCCCCUGGUGGAUAUCUUUACAUUGGACAUGUUACUGGACUGCUCGAUGUCUGGAAGUGUGAGACUGCUAGUAUCUAGUCAUAUGGUGCAAGAUGUAUUAGCUAGACAAGAGUGUGACUUCAUUCCUUAUUAUUUUUUUUUUUCAUAGUUCGAGAGUUAUUUUUGUAGUGUUAAUU
Zingiber officinale is the source of this 1661-nucleotide messenger RNA. Its product is annotated as zinc finger CCCH domain-containing protein 48-like. Lineage: Eukaryota; Viridiplantae; Streptophyta; Magnoliopsida; Zingiberales; Zingiberaceae. The coding region runs from base 61 to 1563 and encodes 500 amino acids. The transcript has 9 exons. Gene Ontology annotation, molecular function: protein binding; metal ion binding. The record is from RefSeq and is a predicted model, not a curated record.